Molecule: messenger RNA, 1221 nt
Organism: Quercus robur (English oak)
Lineage: Eukaryota; Viridiplantae; Streptophyta; Magnoliopsida; Fagales; Fagaceae
Product: nudix hydrolase 9
Exons: 9
Coding region: 110-1009 (299 amino acids)
Molecular function (GO): GDP-mannose hydrolase activity
Source: RefSeq, a predicted model, not a curated record
UGUUUUACACCCAUUUGCGAAGUUUCUCUGAAGUCUGUAAAUAUAUGUUUGCACCUAUUCGCUUCUGUGAGAACUUUCAUCAAACACUUUGCGUGCGCGUACCGUUCCAAUGGAGAAGGCACUGGCUUCUGCUAGUCUUCCUUUCAAGCUUCUUCUCUCGUGCCCCUCAGGUCUUUCACCACCACAGGUAUCUGUGGCAUUUGAUGUAGCAUACGAUCGGCUUCUCCACCAGGACAUUGAAUUGGAAAAUUCCAUUUCUGAGAUAUGGGAUCAGAAGGUUCAGGACAACAAGUCAUUAUACAAUGGAACAAAGUUCCGGUAUGGAGGACACAAUUUGCUUUGUGGUGAUGGAUCUAAUCAGGAUUCUCAUGUAUGUCUCCACCUUGGUUUGACAGAUUAUAGGACUUUUAUGGGGACAAACUUGAAUCCUCAGUGGGAAAAGUUCUUGGUUCCAUCAGAAGAUGACUCUAUACGCUGUCAACACACCUCAAGUCCACUGGGUAAUGGUGCAAUAGUGGAGACAUCUGACAGAAAACUAAUUGUGUUGCAAAGAAGUACUAAUGUUGGGGAAUUUCCUGGACACUAUGUUUUCCCAGGGGGCCAUCCAGAGCCCCAAGAAAUUGGAAUUACAUCCCAUCAGUAUGGCAAGGACUUGACAGGCUCUGAGCUUAUUAACAAAAAGGUUUCUCAGGAGAUGUUUGACAGCAUUAUCCGUGAAGUAGUUGAAGAAAUUGGAGUACCUGCGUCAACCCUUUGCAAUACUGUUUUCAUUGGUAUAUCCCGUAGGGAGUUAAAUGUUAGACCAACCGCAUUUUUUUCCAUCAAAUGCAGUCUGGAGUCAAAGGAAAUUCAACAAUUGUAUUUGAGUGCACAAGAUGGCUAUGAGUCAACUCAACUCUAUGCAGUUUCAUUGAGCGAGUUAGAGAAUAUGACAUCAAAAAUGCCUGGCUGCCAUCAAGGUGGAUUUGCUCUUUACAAGUUGAUGGUAGAAUCUCUGAAGAAUACUUGAUGAAAGUUCAUAACUGCUGAUCAAUCAAAUUUGAACACUUGUGAUGUCACAAUAGCUUUUCAGCAAAAAAUUUGUGCCUUUAGUCUUUACUUUAUUAUUCAUACAAAAACAAAACCGUAUGUUCUUUCCUUAGAUCUACUUCAUAUGUAACAACACAUUGUUAUGCAGAUUAAUAUUUAAAACUUGGGUUCGCUACUGCCCACUUUAUCAAA